Molecule: messenger RNA, 1476 nt
Organism: Arabidopsis lyrata subsp. lyrata
Lineage: Eukaryota; Viridiplantae; Streptophyta; Magnoliopsida; Brassicales; Brassicaceae
Exons: 10
Coding region: 146-1351 (401 amino acids)
Cellular component (GO): membrane
Source: RefSeq, a predicted model, not a curated record
AAUCCAGCCUAAUAUUAUUUACCCAAAUUGAAGAGUCCGUUAACGUCGCGUUAAACGGCAAAAGUCAAAACAAUCCAUUUGAAGCGUCCUCUUUUGACUCUUCGUUAUCUUUCCGUUUUGUCUGUUAGAAGCGGUUUUCGUAGCUAUGGCUUCUUCGUCUCCGGAGACCAGAAUCACCGACGAACACCUCGCCCUUGAGCUUACCGUUCGCGAUCUAGAAUCUCCGGCGUUAGAAGACGCCUCCUCCGCCCCUGAAUCAUCUUCCGACGAAAUCAUCCCUCUCCUGAAUCAAAACCAAAGACCUAGAAUCAACAUCUUCUCCGCUUCCUACACUCGACACAAACCAAGAGAGCAAGUGAUUAAAGUAACAGAAACUGAGAUAUCACCUGUAACUCAGUUUUCUUCAUGGAUUUGGAGUGGUUCUCGUUACUCUGGCUUACUGUGUAUGGUGUUGUCAUCGACACUGUAUCUCAUCAUGGAGUUAGUUUCAGAUACUUUUUCUGUUCAGCCGAUUCCUUUGUUUGAGACCGCGUUCAUGAGAUGCACAAUUAUCUUGAUACUGUCAUACCUUUGGUUGAAAAGAAUUGGACAACCAAUAUUUGGACCUGCGCAUGCCAGGAAGCUUUUGGUUUCAAGAGCCCUUGUGGGUUACCUUUCAUUGUUUAGUUUCAUCUUUAGCAUUCAAAUGUUACCGUUGUCCCAAGCUAUUGUACUAAGCUUCUUGAAUCCAAUUAUGGCUUCCAUUGCAGCACGUGUUGUUAUGCAUGAGAAGUUGAAAAUAACUGAUAUCGGAGGUCUUGCUUGCAGUUUCUUUGGCGUGCUUUUUAUUUUUGGCCCAACACUUACUGUCCAAGUUGGAUCAGAAGGAACGAAUGAAAAUCUUAAAGGAAACCAUCAUAUUUAUGCAUUCUGGUUGGGUUUAUUUUCAUCAAUCACUGGAGGAAUCACCUAUUGUCUCAUAAAGGCAGCUGCUAAAGCAUCGGAACAGCCAGUGAUUACUGUCUUCUCGUUUGGUUUGGUAGCUUGCCCCGCUGCAGCAAUUUGCAUGUUUUCCUUCGAGAGCUUCGUGCUGCCAGCUUUUGACACGCUUAUAACCAUGAUUGUGCUAGGGUUGCUGGCGUUCUGCGCAGAGGUACUUUUGGCACGUGGUCUUCAGCUUGAGAAAAUCAGCAAAGCUGCAAACAUAUUGUACAUCGAGGUGGUGUUAUCGCAGUUAUGGAUAGUCAGCACGGGAAAAGCAGGAUCGCCAGGUUUGUUUAGCCGGCUUGUUGGGUGUUUGCUCAUUCUCAUAUCGGUAAGCUAUACAGUUUACAUGGGACCUGCCAAAGAUACCGAGUCACAAAUACCGUAGAAGUGUAAUUCCAUUCUUUUUCAUUGGAUUUGAUAUUUUUGACUAUGCUUCUUGUUUGAUGCAAUGCAAACCAAAUUUCACAUUUUGAGUAUAAAAUUUCAUUGAUCUUCGUUUGCCAAACCAAA